GGCUGGAUAUUGUCUUAGGAGGUGGUACUAGUGGGGUGGAAUUCCCUCAUGCAGGAGUUUGCACUAGAUGCCUUUACAAAGCUGGAUACUCUGGGAGCAGCGUGGGCUGAUGGAGUAUGAACUAGCCUGGGCGAUCUUUACGAGCUGAAAUCCUGCACAUCACAGAAGGGUUUGUUUCUCUGCGCAAAGCCUGGGAUGCUGUUAGGAACCUGCUUACAGACACGUGAACAGAGCCCCCAGACCCAAGAGCACCAGCCUGCUCCAUGAACUCGCCAUGAAAGUAUUUUGUAUUUUUUUUGACAGAAACGCGCAAGUAACUUUCGCUGGAGGAACUGAGGAUUUUUGUAGUUGGUCUGGUAGUGGUUUAAAACCAGUAGAGCCUUUGCAGCAGUGAUGAGGGAGUGACAAGUCAGAGCUGCUCGGUGUGCUGCUGCUGUCCCAGUGGCUGGCGGAGAGGAGCGUGCCCGUGCAAUGAGGGAACUGACCCAUUAAGUAAUUACUGCCUCGAUACUGUCCUGCUGCAUGCAAAACUGCCUGCUCCAGAGGACGGGACCCAUGGGGACGCAGCAGGCAGCCGAGCAGUGCGGGUUCCUGCACCUGCACGUGGAAACUCCGAGCAGCUAACGCUGACUGCCCAACCCCCCGAUGGGACUGGACCCGAGCUCCUGCGCUCCAUAUGGGGAUGAAGGUAGAACCAUGUUACCUGCUACCUAAGGUCUCUGCUGCUGCAGUGGUAGCUGGUGGAUAUGGUCCUGCACCAGGCGUCGCACACAGACUCUCAGCUCUGAGCCAGCCCAGGAGGUUUUAGUGGCCACGGACUCCGAUCACCCUGCGCUACAGGGCUGCGGCGCUGGAGAGUUACUAUGCAGCUUGGACUGUUUGUGGUGGUGGUUUUUCUAAGCUCGAUGGAUCUAACAGGCGGCAGCAAAGUGGUGAAGGGCAAGAGGCAAAGGCGAAUUAGCACUGAGCUGAGCCAGGGCUGUGCCAGGGGCUGCGACCUGUGCUCUGAGUUCAACGGGUGCCUGAGAUGUUCCCCCAAGCUCUUCAUCCUUCUGGAGAGGAAUGAUAUCCGGCAAAUUGGGAUCUGCCUCCCAUCCUGUCCACUGGGAUACUUCGGCCUUCGCAAUACAGACAUGAACAAGUGCAUCAAAUGCAAAAUCGAGAACUGUGAGUCCUGCUUCAGCCGAAACUUUUGCACAAAAUGUAAGGAAGGUUUGUAUUUGCACAAAGGGAGAUGUUACGUCACAUGCCCUGAAGGCUACUCUGCUGCCAACGGCACCAUGGAGUGCAGCAGUCCUGCACAAUGUGAAAUGAGUGAGUGGGGGCCCUGGGGGCCCUGCUCCAAGAAGAGAAAGCUGUGUGGCUUCAAGAAGGGGAACGAGGACCGAACGCGGCGGAUCCUGCAGGCUCCCUCUGGGGACGUGUCCCUGUGCCCCGCCACCACGGAGGUGCGCAGAUGCACUGUGCAGAAGAGCCAAUGCCCCGAAGGGAAAAGGAAGAAAAAGGAUGAGCAAGGAAAGCAAGAUAAUACAAAUGGGAACAGAAAUCGGAAAGACACCAAAGAUGCAAAGUCUGGCACCAAGAAAAGGAAGAGCAAACAGAGAGGGGCUGUAGCCCCCACCACAUCCGCCAGCCCUGCCCAAUAGCUGCCCCUUUAUGUCACCUGAUGGCAAGACUUCAUUGCUGCUAUGUAUAUGAAAGCUUUAUUGAACCAGAGCACUGCUACACAACAUUACACGUCAGAAAGACAGACCUAUACUCCUAGACUAGACUCGACAGAAGCCACAUCCACAACACUUAAGGAGGCGGUACCCCCAGCACCACGGAUGGCAUCCACUGGGGCAGUGGGACAUUGCGGGACCAGAGGUGAGGAUGAACCAAGGAUGGGGACAUGGGGCCUCGGGACACUUGCCUCGUGCCCAGCCAGCCACGGGGACUGGAUUUCUGCUCUUCCAAACUGGGGAACUGGAUUCACACAAAGGCAGUGUCCUCUUUCUCUACCCCCCAACCCUUUAUUUUGUGUUUUAAGCUGUAUGACUUUAUCAUUGAGAAUAAUACAUGUUAAACGUUUGUGGUAAGAGGUCAGUGGUAUCUGCCCUGAAUCUGCUUCAAAGAGUUAUUCUGAAUUAAAAGCAAAACAAAACCAAACCAAACAAAAAAAAAAAAAAAA
Meleagris gallopavo (turkey) is the source of this 2170-nucleotide messenger RNA. It is a transcript of the gene RSPO1, whose product is annotated as R-spondin 1. NCBI's taxonomy places the organism in Eukaryota, Metazoa, Chordata, Aves, Galliformes, Phasianidae. The record is from RefSeq and is a predicted model, not a curated record.